Torulaspora globosa is the source of this 2709-nucleotide messenger RNA. RefSeq names its product bifunctional hydroxyacyl-CoA dehydrogenase/enoyl-CoA hydratase FOX2 (gene FOX2). Bases 1 to 2709 code for a protein of 902 amino acids. The record is from RefSeq and is a predicted model, not a curated record. The transcript has a single exon. Lineage: Eukaryota; Fungi; Ascomycota; Saccharomycetes; Saccharomycetales; Saccharomycetaceae. Gene Ontology annotation, molecular function: oxidoreductase activity.
AUGUCUGGAGAAAAACUGGAGUUCAAGGAUAGGGUGGUUGUGGUAACGGGAGCAGGAGGUGGUUUAGGUAAAGUGUAUGCAUUAGAAUAUGCCAAGAGGGGCGCUAAAGUUGUGGUGAAUGACUUGGGCGGCUCGUUGGGCGGUUCUGGCGGCAGCACUCGAGCAGCCGAUGUAGUAGUGGAAGAGAUCAAGAAAAACGGAGGUGUUGCGGUAGCUAAUUAUGACUCGGUUAAUGAGCAUGGAGAGAAGAUAAUUCAAACGGCGAUCGACAAUUUCGGUCGAAUUGAUGUGUUGAUCAAUAACGCGGGCAUUCUGAGAGACGUCUCUUUUGCUAAGAUGUCGGCGAAGGAGUUUGGAUCUGUCGUGGAUGUUCACUUGAACGGUGGUUACAAGCUGUGCAAAGCCGCCUGGCCGCAUAUGCUUUCUCAAAAGUUCGGGAGGAUUAUCAAUACGGCUUCGCCUGCGGGAUUAUACGGAAACUUCGGACAGGCAAACUAUUCAGCGGCCAAGCUCGGUUUGGUCGGGAUGGCAGAAACCUUAGCGAAGGAGGGUUACAAGUAUAACAUCCGAGUGAAUGCGAUCGCUCCACUGGCAAGGUCAAGAAUGACUGAGAAUGUUUUGCCGCCACAUAUUCUUAAACAGCUAGGACCGGAGAAAAUCGUUCCACUGGUCCUUUUUUUAACGCAUGAGUCGACGCAAGUAACGAAUUCUAUUUUUGAGCUUGCCGCCGGCUUUUAUGGGCAGAUUAGAUGGGAGAGAUCAUCUGGUCAAAUCUUCAACCCGAACCCAGAGACAUUCACACCAGAAGCAAUAUUAAACAAAUGGGAAUCUAUCACGGAUUUUAGAGAUAAAUCAUUUAACAAGGUACAGCACCCAGUUCAGCUCUCAGAUUACAACGAUUUGAUAACUAAAGCUAAGAAGUUGCCCGCUCAAAACGAUCAGGGAUCAGUAAAAAUCGAAUCGCUACGCGGAAAAGUCGUUAUUAUAACUGGGGCCGGAGGAGGCCUUGGGAAGUCGCAUGCUGUCUGGUUUGCAAGGUAUGGUGCCAAGGUUAUCGUGAACGAUAUUCGCAAUGCUGACGUCUCAGCAAGCGACAUUAAUAAACAGUUUGGAGAUGGGACCGCAAUCCCCGAUGCACACAAUAUAGUUACCGAAGCUCCUCAGAUCAUUGAGAAUGCCUUGAAGAAUUUUGGCCGUGUUGACGUGCUGGUUAAUAAUGCGGGCAUCCUGCGUGAUAGGUCGUUCAAGAAAAUGACAGAUGAUGAAUGGUUUGCUGUGAUAGAGGUUCAUCUGUAUGCCACAUUUGCCAUGUGCAAAGCAGUUUGGCCGGUGUUUUUGAAGCAGAAAUCGGGCUACAUCAUUAACACUAGUUCAACCUCAGGUAUUUACGGUAACUUUGGACAGACAAAUUAUGCUGCGGCCAAGGCGGCUAUUCUUGGUUUAUCCAGAACUCUUGCCAUUGAGGGUGGUAGAAAAGGUAUCAAGGUCAAUAUUAUCGCCCCUCAUGCAGAAACUGCUAUGACGAAGACCAUUUUCACGGAGAAAGAACUAGUGAACCAUUUUGAGCCUUCACAGGUCUCUCCAUUUGUCGUUCUGCUGGCAAGUGAGGAACUUCAAAGGAAAGGCGGUGGAAAGGGCGUUAAUGGACAGUUAUUCGAAGUCGGCGGUGGCUGGUGCGGCCAGACAAGAUGGCAAAGAAGCGAAGGAUUUACCGCUGUCACAGACUCAAUAGAACCAGAGGUUAUCAAAAACAACUGGAAACAGAUCACGAAUUUUGAGUCCGGAACUAUCAAUCCAAGUACCACGGAAGAGUCCUCUAUGGCAAUAUUGCAGGCUGUUCAACAGGCGCAAUCGUCCAAAAGUUCUAAGGAUAUUUUUCGUUAUACCGAGAGAGACUGUAUAUUGUACAACCUGGGCCUUGGGGCAACGAGUCAAGAGUUGCAGCUAACCUACGAAAAUGAUCCUAACUUCCACGUCCUGCCCUCAUUUGCUGUCAUUCCCUUCAUGACAAGCAUCAGAGCGCUCAAUAUGAACAAGCUAGUAGAAAACUUCAAUUUUGCCAUGCUUCUUCACGGAGAACAAUAUUUCAGACUGGGUGAAUAUCCACUACCAACCAAAGGUUCCCUGAAGACUGUUGCCAAACCACUUCAAAUCUUGAACAAGGGGGGGAAAGCAGCUAUAAUAGUAGGUGGGUUUGAGACGUACGAUGUGAAAACUAAGAAGCUACUGGCCUACAAUGAAGGGUCAUUCUUCAUAAGAGGCGCCCGCACACCAGGUGGCAAACAAAUUAUUAAAGGUGAAAGGGCAAAGUUCGCCGUACAGAAAUUCGAAGCCCCAGACAGAAAACCCGAUUUUGAAAUUGAAGUCGCUACUCAUAAGGAUCAAGCUGCCCUCUACAGGUUAUCUGGAGACUAUAACCCACUGCACAUCGAUCCUAACUUGGCCAAGGCUGUUAGGUUCCCUCGUCCGAUACUACAUGGAUUAUGUACUCUGGGUGUCAGCGCUAAAGCUUUGCUUGACAAGUUUGGUCCUUACUCCGAGUUGAAAGUAAGGUUCACAAACGUUGUCUUCCCGGGUGACAAGUUGAAAGUCAAGGCCUGGAAGCAACCCAAUGGUAUCGUUAUCUUCCAGACCGUGGACCUUGACAGAGACGUUGUUGUCUUGAACAACUGCGCUAUUAAAUUAGUGGGAUCAGACUCUAAGCUCUGA